AUGGCCAUCAAAUCUGCUGUAAACUCAAUCAUAUCAACAGUGGACCAAGAGAAACAAUCUUUAGACAAUUCAACUACAGAAGAUCUACAACGCUAUGUAGUCCCGACACUCCCCAAAGGUGUCAAGAAUGCCCUCACACAGCCUGCCGGAAGAUGGACAAAGUUUCGGAUUUGGUACAACACUUACCGACAACUUUUUACACUCACCUUCUCCGCCAAUAUGAUCGCACUGCUCCUCACUUCUCUAGGCCACUUUCAUUACGGCGAUAAGAACGCGUCUUCGAUCGCCCUAGGGAACAUUCUCGUGGCCGUUCUGGUUCGAAAUGAACUCUUUCUCAGGGGUUUAUUUUGGGUCUUGGUACAGUUAUUUCAAAAGUGGUCACCGUUUUGGUUUAGAAUAUUCCUCACGGCCUUUCUCCAGCACCUAGGUGGUGUCCACAGUGGUGCAGCUACCUCUGGCGUGGUCUGGCUUAUAUAUGCCGUUCUUCGGAUAUUUCAGGACCACAGAUCAAAUCAUCUCGUUCUGUUGGCGAUGGGUGCAAUCGUCGUCUUAUUCAUCUCUACCUCUGCCAUCUCCGCUCUUCCCGUCAUUCGUGAACGACAUCAUAAGCAUGUACUUCUUUUCGAUGGAGAGAGUGUGUUCGAACAUCACCACCGUUUCGCUGGAUGGCUCGGUCUUCUCUCCACAUGGACCUUUGUCAUGUUGACGAUCGGCCAAGUCAAGGUUGAAACAGAAGAUACUAUCAGGUGGCACUUUCAGGGCUCGGUACUUUUGCACUCGCAACAGUUCUGGUUCACUCUCUUUGUCACCAUUCUAAUCUUUGCUCCUUGGUUCACCGUGAGAAAAGUGCCCGUAGAAGUCACAACGCCGUCUCCUCGCGUCGCAAUUGUCAAGUUUGACCGAGGUAUCCAGCAAGGUCUCCUCGGCCGUGUCAGCCGUGAUGGACUCAGAGAAUACCACGCCUUUGGGAUCAUCUCCGAGGGCAUCGAGUCUGGGUGUCAUUAUAUGAUAGUCGGUGCUCAGGGAGAUUGGACUCGCAGGUUGGUCAACGACCCGCCAAAGUAUCUCUACACGCGGGAAAUGAAGGCAAGAGGCUUUGCCCGUGGAAUAAUAAGAGCUGAUAACAUUGUUCAGUUCGCCGGUCUUCCAUACCUUGCACAUCUUUACAAGAGAGGAAUCAUGAUAUGCACAGGGUCGGGCAUUGGCACAGUCUUGUCGACGUGCCUCCAGCUCGACAACUGGUUUCUCAUCUGGAUUGGCCGCAAGAUUCCACCUAGCCGACGCAUCUUGUUUGACACGAAAAAGGAAGGACGAAGGCCUGAUACUGUAAAGAUGCUCAAUGGGAUUUAUACCUCAUUCUCUGCCGAAGUGGUCAUUAUUACCUCCAAUCCACAAGGCAAUGCAGAAUUGAUGCAAGCUUGCAAAGAAAGCAAUAUGAAUUCGUUUGGUCCACUUUGGGAUUCCUAG
Molecule: messenger RNA, 1467 nt
Organism: Serendipita indica DSM 11827
Lineage: Eukaryota; Fungi; Basidiomycota; Agaricomycetes; Sebacinales; Serendipitaceae
Source: the annotation of a GenBank genome assembly